GUAGACAGUAGGUACAUCGAAACGUAAAAUAAAUAUAGGUAAACCGCAUCUAUAAAUAUUUAAUUUAUUUGUAAUUUGUAUAAAUUACGAAUAAAUGUGUCUUAAACAUAAGGGAUGUUAAAUACGACGAAUUUGUUGGUAGUGGUUAGCAUUAACGCGGACUACUUGAAUAUAUUUGGACUUGCAUGAAGAAUUGGACAAAAUGUUCGGUUACAGUAAAGAAGCAGUUAGAGUGAAAGUCAAGAAAUGUGAAGGGAAACUACAACCUGAGUUGCGGAAGUUCUCUGUUGAUCCACAAAUAACUUCCUUGGAAGUUUUACAAAGUAUUCUUGUGAAAGCAUUUGAUAUAAAGUCUGAUUUUACUUUAUCAUUCAGGACUUUGGAUGACUAUGGACAAGAAGUGUACUUGCCAUUAUUGUCUGAUUGGGACUUGGACGCUGCAUUCCUGAAGGCUCAUAACAUAGCACUAACACAAAAAUCAGAACCAUGUGUCCAGUUAAAAGUGGAUAUGAAGCCUUUUUCAGAAGCAUCAGAGGAUUGGGAACCACCGACUAUACCUUCUGGACAAGGAACAACUCAUAUUACUAAAGAACAACCUACAGUUCAACAAAGCCAAACAAUAACACAAAUAGAUAAGCAAGAAACUCAGAUUGGUCUGCAAGGCAUUAUUAUGAAUCAGGUUGAGAAAACAUUCAAUAUGGUAUCCAGAGCAUUAAAUCUAUAUGAUGACCCAAACACACCACCACGACCUCCACUAAAUGAUGUAGAGUUUAGAUCAUUUUUGGAUGCUGUUGGACAAAUUAACAACACUACAAAGCUACGUGAAGUUAUAUAUUGUGGAGGAAUUGAACCAAGCCUAAGGAAAGUGGUAUGGAAACAUAUACUUAAUGUCUAUCCAGAGGGGAUGACAGGUAAAGAGAGAAUGGAUUAUAUUAAAAGAAAAGCUAAUGAGUAUUAUUCCUUGAGAGCCAAAUGGAAAGAUUGUAUUCAAAAAGGAAAGGUAAAUGGUGACCUGGCUUAUGUUACAAGUAUGGUGCGGAAAGAUGUUCUGAGGACAGAUAGGCAUCAUAACUUUUAUGCUGGUAGUGAUGACAAUCAAAAUAUUGCGUCUCUCUUCAAUAUUUUAACCACAUAUGCUCUCUACCACCCUACCGUAAGUUAUUGUCAAGGAAUGUCAGAUUUAGCAUCACCCUUAUUGGUGACCAUGGGUGAUGAAGCUCAUGCAUAUAUUUGCCUUUGUGCACUUAUGGCUAGACUUUAUCCUAAUUUCUUACUUGAUGGAGAAGCUAUGACAUUGAAAUUUACCCAUCUCACUGAAUCCCUUCAAGUAUAUGAUCCUGACUUUUACAACUAUUUAAAGUCACAACAAGCAGAUGAUCUCCUAUUUUGUUAUAGAUGGCUACUCUUAGAAAUGAAACGCGAAUUUGCAUUUGAUGACGCAUUACGAAUGCUGGAAGUCCUGUGGGCUUCUUUACCUCAAAAAGCUCCCAUAGCAGAAUUAGCUUUACAAGAGAAAGACUUUGAUCCAACUUUUGAAAUAAUGGUAGAUCCAACACCAUUGAGCCCCCUAGUAAAAGCACCAAGAGAAAAUGCAUAUACUAAAGUUUGUGCGAUAAGAAGACAGAGCUCCAGCUUUAGCUUAGCAAAUAUAAAAACAUCAAAACUUUCCACAACCAAACAAAUAAAUCAUAGUUUAGACGAAAGCGCAGCUCGAAAAGCAUUAACUAAUUCAUCUCUUAAACACGCGAAAGAAUUUCAAAGUCUGGAUGAUGCAGCCUUGCAGCUGCGUAAAACUCCAAAGGAAACAUGCGAUAAAACAACUGAGAAACGCGCUACAGAUAAUCUACAUGAAAAAGAUGUACAUACGUUUUCAAAACCUAUUAUGAAAAGUGUUCCUGAAGAUAGUAAAGCGAUAGAGGUUUUAGAUACGAAAACUAGUUGGUCUAGUACAGGAAAUUUAUUUAAUGGAACAUCUCAACCUGAAAUUAAAGACACUCCAUUAGGGAGCCAAAUCAGGAUACUACGGGAUAGAAUAUCCAUACAUAAUAACAGAUUUUUCUCAUCUUUAGAUAAACUUGAUGAUUCCAAUUGUGCAGAUUCAACAAGCAAUAAGCCCACAGUAAAAAUGAUAAAAAAUCUCAAUGAAUUUCUUAAUUUUGCUACGGGUACUAAAUCCACUAACAUUAAGCAAGAAUUGUGUCCGAAAACUGAUCUUGAUAAUAUAGAAUCAAAGCACUGUCCAAAAAUAACAUUAACUAAAACUUUACUUAAUGAUACAACAUCGAGAAUUCUUAAAAAUCAUAGCAAUUCAAAAAUUAAUUUGGAAUUGAAUGAAGGCAGCAGUCCUGAUGAUUCACAAGAAUAUUAUCCGAUGACCACAUCCAUGACCAGAGAAUUGAGAUUGGAAUUAGAACAUUUAGAUCGACAAGUAUUUGGUUCUUCUUAUGUAAAUAGAUGUAGUAUGGUUUGUGAUUCUCCUUCUGAAUCUACAAGCACAGAAGGCAAACCCACAAAAUUUCCAAAAGACACAGAAAAUGAUAACUUAGAAGUUCAAACUGAAGUAACUGAAUCAAUUGAUACAUUAAAAAAAUCACCUCAUUUAGAUGCAACUAAAAUUAAUGCAAGAAGUGCUGAGGAUAUAUAUCUUUGGGAGAAUCCCCUUCAUCGCAACACUCCAACUACACGAACAACUGCUAGUUGCCCUCAUACACCAGAUGAACAAGCAGAAUUAGACUUUGAUGGUGACACGGGGGAAAUAUUUGAGGAGCAUUCUGGAAAAAAGUCUGUCACACCAAUUAGAUUAUUAAGAAAAAAUCAUUCUUUAGAACCUCAGGAUUUAUAUCAUAACAAUAAGCAUUCUAAUACACAUUCCAGUGAAUCUGAAUCUUCCGAACCAGUAGAUUCUGUAAACAAUCCAAUUACACAAGAUGGAAACAAUUUGAGAUCACAUAAAUUUUUCUCCAACAUGUCUCAGGAAUUGGAGAAUGCGAAAAAGAAUUGUGAGUCAAUUCUAAAUGUCAAACAAUCUAACUUACAAAAUGUAGCAUCAACAAUAAAUAACUUCCAGAAAAAAUAUGAGGUUUUUAAACCACCCCCAUUAAAAAAUGCAUCUAUAAAUACUGUGGCAGCUACCGAUAAUAAUCCAAGCAAAAACAGUAUCAGUAGUUUGCCUUCUCCUAUCGUGUUUGGUGGUGGUAAUCCAUUUCUCAUGUAUUUAUGUCUUACAGUAUUAUUGCAACAUAGAGAUUAUGUAAUGCGCAAUCGUAUGGACUAUAAUGAAUUAGCAAUGCAUUUUGAUAAAAUGGUGAGAAAGCAUAAUGUCAACAGGGUAUUAAAUCAAGCAAGGCAAAUGUAUGCUGUUUAUUUGAAGCAACAAUCGCAAAAGACUGGUGAUGUAACUAUAUAAUUUUAUAGGUUUUAACUUUAAAGUCAUUUACAGAAAAUUAUUUAGGAUAAAAGGACUGCCAACUUAUUUUAAUGUUUUGAUUUUAAUAUUUUAUUGUCCUCAAGAAAAUCGACCGGAAAAUGUCUAUAGAUAUACAUUUACGGAAUGAUGUAAAAAAGGAAAGGCAGUUGUACACAACAAUAUUGUAUUUUAAAAUUGCAAAUGUAGUACCAUUUCUACUUGCACCGUAUAGUUACUUAAUACAAAAACACUUUGCAUUUAAAGAAACAAAUGAUUGUAUAUCUAUCAUUAGACGGGAAUAAGAAUAGAACAAUCGCUCAAUCGUCUCUUACUCUCACGUAUAAAACAGUUUACAUCUCGCUCUUUUACUUACACGUGUCAACAACAGUCUAUUCAAAGUAAUGACUGAAUACUUAAUCGUUUUCAACCGACUUAAAAAAGAGGAGAGAGUUAUCGAGUCGACUGUAUUUUUAUUGAGCUCGUUAACGAACUUUCGAUUGUGCGAACCGAUUUUGAUGAUUCGUGUUAUUAUUUGAAAGCUGAUGUCUUCCGUGUGAUAUUCAGCAUUCAAGGGAUACUUUCACGUUGUAACUAAUACUGCUGUAAUGUGUAACAUAUAUAUUAAACGGUGUUUAUUUUCUUUUUUGUUUAUACCGUUUAAAUUAUUGGACAGUUCACAUAUAAUUAUAAAUUUUUAAAAAGAAACCUCAACAUCAAGACAUGUUAUCAAGAAAAAUGUUUAAUAUAAUUCCUAUACAUUUUUUUAAUAGGUACAUAAUGUUUCCAAUUGUAAUGCAUUUAUAAAAUUAAGCAAUAAUUAAAUUAUUAUCUAAAUCGUUAUUAAUAAUUGAUGAAAAUAGAUCUCUUAUGUACUUAUUUAAUACCUACUGUAUUGUUUCUAUGAUGAUUUUGACCUGCUUACGAUUGUUGCCUUCAUUCCAAAGAUGUUGGGUAUUACGUAAAUACUAUUGUGAUAUUAUUUUUUAAUAAUUUACCUUUUAUAUUAUAAUUAGUUAUCAUGUAUACCUUUAGUGAUUGCUAUUUUUUAUGUUUAUAUAAUAAUUAUUAUCAAAUAAUACAGUCUUAUAAUAAAUGAACUAAACAUUAGUGAUGGUGGAAGCUUGAGUGACUGGAAUGGUCAGUAUUAUAAAAAGUUGCUUACACCAUUGUUAUAAAAACUUCAAUGUGUAACAAACAUAAAGGUAUAUUUUUAAUAAAUGACUAUUGCAUUGUUAAAGAUUCCUAAGAUACUUAUGCUGUCAUAAUCCAUAUGCUUAUGAAUUAUUAUGAAAUAAAAAUCAAAUUAUAAUUUUAUUUUAAAUAUAACCAAAUAUUAAUACCAUUUCAAUGAAGAAAAUACUAUUCCAAUGGAGAGGUAUACAUAUAAUUAUGUUAUAAUAAUAUAAUCUAUUCAGUGUGUAUCACACUUUCUUGUUUGUCAUGAAUUUAUUCUAACUGAAUUCCUUAUUUUGAAAAAUUAGAUAGUAAAAUCUAUAACUUAAAUAUACAAUAGGAAAUUGCUUCAAGGCCUACCUAUGUAUGGAAUAUUAAUCCUUUGCUUGUAGUCACUCAACUCAGUGUAAAUACAGUAUAUUUAAAAAUG
Zerene cesonia (dogface butterfly) is the source of this 5009-nucleotide messenger RNA. RefSeq lists its product as uncharacterized. Gene Ontology annotation, molecular function: GTPase activator activity. The transcript has 7 exons. Lineage: Eukaryota; Metazoa; Arthropoda; Insecta; Lepidoptera; Pieridae. Gene Ontology annotation, biological process: regulation of autophagosome maturation; activation of GTPase activity. The record is from RefSeq and is a predicted model, not a curated record. The coding region runs from base 203 to 3406 and encodes 1067 amino acids. Gene Ontology annotation, cellular component: autophagosome.